AUGUCUUGCUCCGGAGACCGCGAGAAGGCGACCGCAAUGGAGGAGAAGUGGGACUAUGUGAAUCUUGAUGACUUCAAGUCUGAGUCUUGCUGGACCGGAUUCUCAUAUUUCUUUCUAUGGAUAUUCCUCUUCAUCUCUCUCGCUGUCUAUGGUGUCGAUGUCUUCACUGCCGUGAAUCUUCUGGCCUUCUCGCGAUGGGCUGGGCGAGUAGAACCUGCCAUUCCGUUCUACAUCUCGCGAUGGAUCUUUGCCGCGUGCAUUAUCGCUUCGUUCGUCAUCUUGGUUUACCGAUGGAUCCAUGCCGUUCGGGCCAUGCGCUCUGGUAGUAUCACUCGCAGCUUCCUUGACCCGCUGGCCGUUCGUAUCCAGAGUUUUCGGCUGGGCAAAAAGGGACGUGGAUGGAGGAGAUUCCUUGUAUUUGCCGAGUUGACCAAGGACAGGAAAGCAGCUGAAUAUGUUGCUCUCUAUGCGCAUUUCUCCUUUCAAUUCUGGAUGAAUACAGUCUUUGCAGAUGGCCCGCGUCAGGUUAUCAAUGCCAUCACACUCUACUCAGUCAUGCAGAUGGAUCUCCUCCCUGGCGGUAAAAACGCAGCCAAGGACGAUGGCAGCUCUGGAGCCUCGCAGUUCUUCAAUAAUGUCAAAAUUCUGGCUGAGGACAACAACCUUCAGGCGGUCGUUCUAUUUGGUAUGCUCUUCACGCUGGUCAUCUGGGUGCUUUCCGUCUUGAAAUUGAUCUCAGCGAUCGUGCUCUACCUGAUCUUCCUGUUCCAUCAUAUCCCAGCGGAGGACGGUACGCUUUCAAGAUACUGUCGUCGCAAGGUUGGACAGCGUCUCAAGCGCAUUGUCCACCGCAAGAACAACAAAGCACUGGCAAAGGGUCUCAAAUUGCAGAACCGAACCCCCACACAGCCAAGUCUGGUCAGCUCGGAUUCGAAACCGACACUACCGUCCAUUACUGGUGAGAAGGUGCCUGUAACUUCUGUGGCUAGUCUUUCUCGGAGUACCACUGCAACAACUCUGCCCCCAUACACUCGGUCGAACUCAGCAGCGCACCCAGAGCAAAACCCAACACUGCCAAACCUGGAUUUCGACACCAAGCCCCCGCUGGUUCGAACUACAACCCAAACGUCAAUGAUGUCGGAUUCGGCUUCCCUGGCAGGCAACGCGGCCGCAAUGGGCUACAGUCCCCUUGAUCGCCACAAUUCCCCAGCUCCUCCAGUGCCGCCAUUGCCAGCAAAUGUACAACCAACACGAAACAUGUCCCACUCGCGCCCAUACCAACAGACACACACCCCGGCACCAGAGUACACCUCCCCAGACGCCAUCCGCGCAGAUGACUACUUCCAUCGCUCGCAUACACCAGCACACGCACAACCCCAUUCAAACUACGACCCCUACGGCCCACGAGACAUCUACGCCGAAGAUAAGUACGCUGAAGACAACUACGAAUCGCACGAGCCCGAUUACGAGCACGAGUCACCCUACUAUGCGCAGGAUCCAUACUCCACACAAUCCUAUACCCCAGCCAGCACCGGCGCAACACCCGCUCCAUACGGACGAUCCAUGACCCCGGCAACCUACCGUCCAACGCCUCCACCGCAGGCCCAAACCCCCAUCCAGCCUCCACCACGGACUUUCACACCCAUGACCUCUGCAACCCCUGCCCCUCAAAACGGCAGCUACGCCGCAUUCAACCCAUCUAUGCCAAGCCACUCGCAGACACCCUCGCCCGAGCAGCGUCGCGGCCAAUGGAAUCCCGCAUCUGCUGGGUACAACUUUAACCGCGCGAAUACUGCCUCGCCUUCUGCUAUGCACCGCGCUCCGCCUGGCCAUUAUUUUAACCGGUCGAAUACUCAUCAGUAUUAG
Messenger RNA from Penicillium nucicola, 1866 nucleotides. RefSeq lists its product as uncharacterized. The coding region runs from base 1 to 1866 and encodes 621 amino acids. Gene Ontology annotation, cellular component: plasma membrane. Gene Ontology annotation, molecular function: potassium ion transmembrane transporter activity. Gene Ontology annotation, biological process: potassium ion transmembrane transport. The transcript is spliced from 2 exons. NCBI's taxonomy places the organism in Eukaryota, Fungi, Ascomycota, Eurotiomycetes, Eurotiales, Aspergillaceae. The record is from RefSeq and is a predicted model, not a curated record.